AUGGAGAUAUGGUUGAACCGAACAUCUAUAGAUGGCUUCAUCCUCUUGGGCAUCUUUUCCCAUAGCCAGACUGAUCUUGUCCUAUUCUCUGUGGUUAUGGUGGUCUUCACAGUGGCCCUCUGUGGGAAUGUUCUCCUCCUCUUCCUCAUCUACAUAGAUCCUCGGCUUCACACACCCAUGUAUUUCUUCCUCAGUCAGCUCUCUCUCAUGGACCUCAUGUUGGUCUGUGCAAAUGUGCCAAAGAUGGCGGUCAACUUCCUGUCUGGCAGGAAAUCCAUCUCCUUUGUGGGUUGUGGCAUACAAAUUGGCUUUUUUGUCUCUCUUGUGGGAUCUGAGGGGCUCUUGCUGGGACUCAUGGCUUAUGAUCGCUAUGUGGCCAUUAGCCACCCACUUCACUAUCCUAUCCUCAUGAGUCAGAAGGUCUGUCUCAAGUUUGCUGGGAGUUCCUGGGCCUUUGGGAUACUAGAUGGAAUUAUCCAGAUGGUGGCAGCCAUGAGCUUACCUUACUGUGGCUCAAGGAUUGUGGAUCAUUUCUUCUGUGAGGUGCCAGCUUUAUUAAAACUGGCCUGUACAGACACAUCCCUUUUUGACACUCUGCUCUUUGCUUGCUGUGUCUUUAUGCUGCUUCUUCCCUUCUCCAUUAUUGUGGCCUCCUAUGCCCAUAUCCUGAGGGCUGUGCUCCACAUGUGCUCUGCUCAGGCCCGUAAAAAGGCCCUGGCCACCUGUUCCUCCCACCUGACAGCUGUAUCCCUCUUCUAUGGGGCAGCCAUGUUCAUCUACCUGAGGCCUCGGCGCUACCGGGCCCCUAGUCAUGACAAGGCGGUCUCUGUCUUCUACACAGUCCUUACUCCUAUGCUCAACCCCCUCAUUUAUAGCUUAAGAAACCAAGAAGUGAUGGGGGCCCUGAGGAAGGGGCUGGACCAUUGCAGGAUUGGCAGCCUGCACUGA
Nyctereutes procyonoides (raccoon dog) is the source of this 948-nucleotide messenger RNA. Its product is annotated as olfactory receptor 56. Gene Ontology annotation, biological process: G protein-coupled receptor signaling pathway. Bases 1 to 948 code for a protein of 315 amino acids. Lineage: Eukaryota; Metazoa; Chordata; Mammalia; Carnivora; Canidae. The record is from RefSeq and is a predicted model, not a curated record. The transcript has a single exon. Gene Ontology annotation, molecular function: G protein-coupled receptor activity; olfactory receptor activity. Gene Ontology annotation, cellular component: membrane.